Molecule: messenger RNA, 3403 nt
Organism: Mercurialis annua (annual mercury)
Lineage: Eukaryota; Viridiplantae; Streptophyta; Magnoliopsida; Malpighiales; Euphorbiaceae
Product: ATPase 8, plasma membrane-type
Exons: 13
Coding region: 281-3130 (949 amino acids)
Biological process (GO): regulation of intracellular pH; proton export across plasma membrane
Cellular component (GO): plasma membrane
Molecular function (GO): ATP hydrolysis activity; ATP binding; P-type proton-exporting transporter activity
Source: RefSeq, a predicted model, not a curated record
CUGUAAUUUUCAAGAAUUGCCUGCUAAUAUUCUUUCGACAACAAUAUUACUUAUUUCUUUACGGUUUCCUUCUUUGAACUGUUCGUUUGUUGUUGUCUCUUUUAGUAGGCCAAUGGAGGACGAGGUGGCCUAUUAGAAGAGACUUAUUUCCACCUUUUUUCAACCUUCUUCUCCUCUUAUAUAAAUUAUAAUUGAAGAAGAAGAAGAAGAACAGCUUACAGAAAAUAAACAUUCAGUCAAAAAAUAACCAGAGCCUUUAAUCUUGUUUCUGUCUUUAACCAUGGCUGACAUUUCCUGGGAAGAGAUUAAGAUUGAGAAUGUUGAUCUUGAGAAAAUCCCUGUCGAAGAUGUUUUUAAACAGCUGAAAUGUACAAAAGAGGGGUUAACUACAGAAGAAGGUGAGAAGAGGCUCCAAAUCUUUGGACCCAAUAAGCUUGAGGAGAAAAAGGAGAAUAAACUUCUCAAGUUUUUGGGUUUUAUGUGGAAUCCAUUAUCAUGGGUUAUGGAAGCUGCAGCAAUUAUGGCCAUUGUCUUGGCUAAUGGAGGAGGCAAACCCCCAGAUUGGCAGGAUUUUAUUGGAAUUAUUGUCUUGCUUGUCAUCAAUUCAACCAUCAGUUUCAUUGAAGAAAACAAUGCAGGCAACGCUGCUGCUGCUCUCAUGGCUGGUCUUGCACCCAAAACCAAGGUGUUGAGGGAUGGAAAAUGGGGUGAGCAAGAUGCAGCAAUCUUGGUUCCUGGAGAUAUGAUUAGCAUCAAGUUGGGAGAUAUCGUCCCCGCUGAUGCUCGUCUUAUGGAAGGUGAUCCACUGAAAAUUGAUCAAUCUGCCCUUACCGGUGAAUCCCUUCCUGUCACAAGGCAUCCUGGUAGCGAGGUUUUCUCCGGCUCAACUUGCAAACAAGGUGAGAUUGAAGCAAUUGUAAUUGCCACUGGUGUUCAUACCUUCUUUGGAAAGGCAGCCCACCUCGUUGACAGCACCAACAAUGUUGGUCACUUUCAGAAGGUGUUGACAGCCAUUGGUAACUUCUGUAUCUGCUCAAUAGGAGUGGGUAUGGUGAUUGAGAUAUUGAUCAUGUACCCAGUUCAAAAAAGAAAGUACAGAGAAGGUAUUGACAACCUUUUGGUACUUCUCAUUGGUGGUAUCCCCAUUGCCAUGCCUACAGUCUUAUCAGUCACAAUGGCUAUCGGGUCUCAUCGCUUAUCCCAGCAAGGUGCAAUCACCAAGAGAAUGACUGCCAUUGAAGAAAUGGCCGGUAUGGAUGUCCUUUGCAGUGACAAGACAGGGACUCUUACCCUCAACAAGCUCACUGUCGACCAAAGCCUAAUUGAGGUAUUUCCCAAGGAUGCUGACAAGGACACUGUUAUAUUACUUGCUGCCAGGGCUUCCAGAACUGAGAACCAGGAUGCUAUCGAUGCUUCAAUUGUUGGGAUGCUGAGUGACCCGAAGGAGGCAAGAGCUGGAGUUACUGAGGUUCAUUUCUUGCCCUUCAACCCUGUGGGGAAACGCACAGCUAUGACUUACAUCGACAACAAUGGUGACUGGCACAGAUGCAGCAAGGGGGCACCUGAGCAGAUAAUUGAUCUAUGUGAGCUCAAGGGCGAAACGAGGAAAAAGGCCCAUGAAGUCAUUGACAACUUUGCUGAACGCGGCCUUCGUUCGCUAGGUGUUGCUCGUCAGACCGUUUCAGCAAAAACCAAGGAAAGUGAUGGAGAACCAUGGGAGUUUGUGGGUCUCUUGCCUCUUUUCGAUCCUCCAAGGCACGAUAGUGCAGAGACUAUUCGUCGGGCUCUUGAUCUUGGUGUCAACGUUAAGAUGAUCACUGGUGAUCAACUUGCUAUUGGCAAAGAGACUGGACGAAGACUUGGCAUGGGCACUAACAUGUAUCCAUCAUCAUCUCUUCUUGGAGACAGCAAGGAUGAGUCAGUUGCCGGCAUUCCAAUAGAUGAGCUCAUCGAGAAGGCUGAUGGUUUCGCUGGAGUCUUUCCUGAACACAAAUACGAGAUUGUUAAGAAGCUCCAAGAGAGGAAACACAUUUGUGGUAUGACAGGAGAUGGUGUGAAUGAUGCCCCUGCAUUGAAGAAAGCAGAUAUUGGUAUUGCAGUGGCAGACGCAACGGAUGCUGCCAGGGGUGCCUCAGACAUUGUUUUGACAGAACCAGGAUUGAGUGUGAUCAUUAGCGCUGUGCUAACAAGCAGAGCCAUCUUCCAGAGGAUGAAGAACUACACAAUCUACGCAGUUUCCAUCACAAUCCGUAUCGUCAUGGGAUUCAUGCUCGUUGCACUUAUCUGGAAAUUCGACUUCUCACCGUUCAUGGUCCUGAUCAUUGCCAUCCUCAAUGACGGUACAAUCAUGACCAUCUCUAAGGACAGAGUCAAGCCAUCUCCUGUGCCAGACUCAUGGAAGCUCAAAGAAAUCUUUGCUACUGGCGUAGUCCUCGGAACCUACAUGGCAAUAAUAACUGUCAUUUUCUUCUGGCUUGCUCAUGACACCGAUUUCUUCCCCGAGAAAUUCGGCGUGAGAGUAAUCCGAGAUGAACAUUCUGAGCUAACAGCUGCUCUAUAUCUUCAAGUCAGUAUUAUAAGUCAAGCACUCAUUUUUGUGACUCGAUCAAGAAGCUGGUCUUAUGUCGAAUGCCCCGGUCUCUUGCUGAUUGGUGCUUUUAUUGCAGCACAAUUGGUGGCUACUAUUAUCGCCGUAUAUGCAAACUGGGGAUUCGCAAAUAUGCAAGGCAUUGGUUGGGGAUGGGCAGGAGUUAUCUGGGUUUACAGUCUUAUCACUUACAUUCCUCUUGAUAUCCUCAAGUUCAUGAUCCGAUACGCGUUGAGCGGAAAGGCAUGGGACAAUCUGCUGCAGAACAAGACUGCUUUCACUACCAAGAAAGAUUACGGAAAGGGCGAAAGGGAGGCUCAAUGGGCUAUGGCACAGCGUACACUUCACGGUCUCCAGUCAAUAGACGGUGUAAUUCAUGACAAAGCAAGCUACAAGGAAUUGAGUGAGCUUGCAGAGCAGGCUAAGAGGCGUGCCGAGGUCGCUAGGCUGAGAGAGCUUCACACAUUGAAAGGGCAUGUGGAAUCAGUAGUGAAGCUAAAGGGACUUGACAUUGACACUAUCCAGCAACACUACACAGUCUAAAGGGUCUAACCAUGGUGGAGAUGGGGAAACACAUUGCCAUUGGGGAACACAAAAAGAAGCUAUAUAAAUCUCCAUAUUUUGUUUUUUCUUCAAUGUAAUAUUUCCUAUAUUUUUUUUUCUUUUCCUCCCAAAUUAGAGGGGAAAUAGAUCACAAAAAUGAAAUUUGUUGUAGCUAAUAAUAUAGAUGGAGGAGCUAAUAUAUUGACAUUAUAAAUAACUUGGUAUCACAGAUUUUGCAAUCCAAAUCAAAUAUCUCAAUUUUUAAGUUUUUCA